This is a messenger RNA of Sinocyclocheilus grahami, 1146 nucleotides long. Its product is annotated as endothelin-converting enzyme-like 1. Gene Ontology annotation, biological process: protein processing. The record is from RefSeq and is a predicted model, not a curated record. Gene Ontology annotation, cellular component: plasma membrane. NCBI's taxonomy places the organism in Eukaryota, Metazoa, Chordata, Actinopteri, Cypriniformes, Cyprinidae. Gene Ontology annotation, molecular function: metalloendopeptidase activity. The transcript has 6 exons. Bases 1 to 1146 code for a protein of 381 amino acids.
AUGGAGAAGACGUACUCGCUCACGGCGCAUUACGACGACUUCCAGGAGAUCAAGUACGGCAGUCGUUAUAGCAGCAGCACGCUGAGUAACGGCAUGAGUCUACAACUGGGCGGAUCCCUGGACCCCGGGGGCGGGGCUCCGGCCCGCUGGAGCCGGCGUGAAAUCUGCCUGCUUUCUGCGCUAGUGUUCGCGGCGGGGAUGUGUGUGAUUCUCGGAUGCAUGCUGGCACUGAAGUUUCUGUCGCUGGAAGCGCAGGAUUCUCAGUGUCGUCAGGAUUGCGUGAAGCGGCGCUCGCUGCUCCGGGCCACGCGCUUCGUCCAGGGGAACGUCGACCCGAGCGUCCAGCCCUGUCACGACUUCUUCAGCUUCGCAUGUGGCGGGUGGCUCCGGAGACACGGUAUACCGGAGGAUAAACUGAGCUACGGGAUCAUCACCGCCAUCGGAGAACAGAACCAGGAGAAGCUGCGGCGCCUCCUACAGGCGCCGGUGCAGAGGAACGAGCCGGACAGUGCCGAGAGAAAGAUCACUGUAUCUGAAUACGACGACCAAAGAAAGGACAUCAGCAGCGUGUACAACCGAAUAACACUGAAACAACUGCAGAAAAUGGCUCCAAGCUUCCACUGGAAGCGUUUGUUAGACCGGAUCUUCAAUGAUAAUUUCUCAGAGGAAGAGGAGAUCGUAGUUUUGGCCACUGACUACAUGCAGACGGUGUCGGACAUCAUUAAAACCACGUCUAAACGGGUUCUUCAUAACUACAUGUCGUGGCGUAUCGUGGCGGCGCUGAGCGAGCAUCUCUCCACCGCGUUUCGCAGCACGAUUCACGAGUUCUCGCGCGAGAUCGACGGAGGAGAGCGGCAGCUGGAUCUGGAGCGGCUGUGUCUCAAUCAGGCCAGCAAACACUUCGGCAUGGCCCUCGGCGCGCUCUUCGUCCAGCAGCACUUCUCCUCCUCCAGCAGAGCCAAGGUGAGCAGCACUGAGCUCAGGACCGUUCAUCGCCUCAGAAGUCACUUCAGAAGCUGGCUUCUUCCACCACAAGCUUUAAAUGCGUAUUACCUGCCAAACAAAAACCAGAUGGGUGAGUUUCAUCUAACACACCUGAACAUUGACAUACAGAAGUGGAAAGCUUGGUAUCAAGAUUUCUUCUAA